CUAGAUGCCUUCUUGAGCCUGCUUGUGGCCACCCACAGACACUUGUAAGGAGGAGAGAAGUCAGCCCGGCAGAGACACUGUGAAAUGAGGGACUAGAGGCCGGGAUCCAAGCAGCCAAAGCUACAGCCAGCAGACAAGGGAGCCUGCCCUGAAGCCGUGUGUGCUGAGAGGUCUGCCAUGGCCUCUCUUGGCCUCCAGCUUGUGGGCUACGUCCUGGGCCUUCUGGGGCUGUUGGGCACCCUGAUUGCCAUGCUGCUCCCCAGCUGGCGAACAAGCUCCUAUGUUGGUGCCAGCAUUGUGACUGCAGUUGGCUUCUCCAAAGGCCUCUGGAUGGAGUGUGCAACACACAGCACAGGCAUCACCCAGUGUGACAUCUACAGCACCAUGCUAGGCCUGCCCGCUGACAUCCAAGCUGCCCAGGCCAUGAUGGUGACGUCCAGCGCCAUGUCCUCCUUGGCCUGCAUUGUCUCUGUGGUGGGCAUGAGAUGCACAGUCUUCUUCCAGGAGUCUCGAGCCAAAGACAGAGUGGCGGUGGUGGGCGGAGUCUUCUUCAUCCUUGGAGGCCUCCUGGGCUUCAUCCCUGUUGCCUGGAAUCUUCACGGGAUCUUGCGAGACUUCUACUCCCCGCUGGUGCCUGACAGCAUGAAAUUUGAGAUCGGAGAGGCUCUUUACCUGGGCAUUAUUUCCUCCCUGUUCUCCCUGGUAGCUGGAAUCUUCCUCUGCUUUUCCUGCUCACCCCAGGGAAAUCGCUCCAACUACUACGAUGCCUACCAGGCCCAGCCCCUGGCCACUAGGAGCUCUCCAAGGCCUGGUCAAGCGCCAAAAGGCAAGAGUGAGUUUAACUCCUACAGCCUGACAGGGUAUGUGUGAAGAACCAGGGGCCAGAGCUGGGGGUGGCGGCUGGGUCUGUGAACACCAGUGGACACCCCCCCUCCCCCAGGCCCACAGGUGAGGGAUAUUGGCACUGGAUCGUGUCAGAAGGUGCUGCUGGAGAUAGACUGACUUUGGCCACUGGAUCAAACAAAGGCAGAAACAGGAGCUGGUGUGACAGCAUGCGGGUUAAACUGUCAAGACUCUUGCUAAGCCAGACUUUCUGUUUCCUUCAUCUUGGCACCCUCCACCCCCCAGCCCUCGAAUACCCAACCCUCAACUCCAGCCACCCCCCACCAGAAGCCAGGCCCCAGCAUCUACCCUUUACCCUUUGAUUUACCUGGGAGUCCAUCCAAAAGCCCACUAAGUACGUCCCACUGACUGACCCUCUCUUGUGAUCAAAGACCCUUCCUCUUGCUGAGGUUGGCUCUUAGCUCAUUGCUGGGGGAUGGGGGUGGGUGCGAAGGGGUGGUGGCUCCUGUGGGCAUGGCGCUAAUCUCCUUUGCAGGCCUCCCUCCAAACAAACUGAUUGGCCAGUAAUGGGCCCUGGAGCCUCCUCCAUCCCACUCUUAUGACUCCACAUGUCUAGACUCAAUGUGUCUAACUGAAUGUGUAUGAACUGAAAUAAAGCCACCCCACUGUACUGAGGGAACAGAGAGCAAUGGGGUGGAGGAUGAGAGGGCAAGGACCAAAGCUGAGGAUCAAAAAAAAAAAAAAAAGGCCAAAAUCAUGGCCCAGGGACCUAGCUCCCAGAGAGAGGAAAGAACAUGCGACAGGGCCCUCAAGGCGGCAGCAGGUUCUGACUGUACCGAGGCGCUCCCUCAAAAGCUACAGCGCCAACUUGCACUGAAGCCCCCGUCUCCCUCUGACCUGGCGUCCUGCUAACAACAGGCGGAAGGGCCUGCACAAUGGUUUCUGUAGAGAAAGGAAACUGGUUUGGUUUAGAGAUGGCCCUUGGCUGGGGGUGACAGCCUGGGAGCACGGGUGGACACGGGUGGGAGCUACAAUGAGUGUUUCUACUGGGCCAGAGAGAGGCAGCCCCCAGGAGAGUCUUCAGGCUUAAAGGAGAAGCAGCCUGAAGACUGAGAUCAGGCCCCCGAGGUCUGCCCACAGAGCACAGUAGCACCUCUGAAAGACCACAGCCCCAGAUGGGCCCCUGUCAGUCACCUUCCUGUUCUCCCCACCAUCCUUAUCAGACAUGGUGGCAUUGCUAGAAGGCAUCAAAGGGCUCUAGCAUGGAGUCAUCCUGACCCAGGUGCCGUGGCCCUCAUCUGAGUGACAGCUGAAUUGCCACCUGGGAUUUUGGUUGAGAUGGAAGAGUAGAGGAUUCCCAGGCAGACAGUUUCAGCUCCAAGAUUUCAAAAUGCCCCCUUUCCCCUGGGGGUGGAGGUGGGAGUGACAGGCACAAACAAACCAAAGGCUUGAGCACGACUAGCUUCUGACAAACUCCAGUACACUGCCCUAAACCGCAGUGCCAGCAGGAGGGGUCCAGUCAUUGUCUGGAACAUGUCUUUCACAGUUCUUGCCUGUAUUUAAGCUCCUCUCCCAAGCAGGAAGGCCCUCUCCCCUUAGCUAAGUCUUCCUCAUGCUUGGAGAAGCCGCUUGGCACCACCUCCUUCACCGAGCCUCCUCUGACCACUCCGUCCCUCUCCUACCCCUCCAUCCUCCAACCCUCAAUGUAAAAAAAUCACUCUUUGAUGCUUAUUAUUCACAAUGUUUGAUGGAUAAUUAUCUUUCUAUGUGUAUGUAACCGAUUUCACAAGUACAUUGUAAACUCUUGAAGGGUAGGGUCCAUAUCUUAGCCAUGUGUAUAUUUCUCAGACUAUCUGUAAGAGUGCUGAGCACAUAGUAGGUGAUCAAUAAACACUUGUUGAUUGAA
Molecule: messenger RNA, 2749 nt
Organism: Capra hircus (goat)
Lineage: Eukaryota; Metazoa; Chordata; Mammalia; Artiodactyla; Bovidae
Gene: CLDN2
Product: claudin 2
Exons: 1
Coding region: 178-870 (230 amino acids)
Biological process (GO): calcium-independent cell-cell adhesion; bicellular tight junction assembly
Cellular component (GO): plasma membrane; bicellular tight junction
Molecular function (GO): structural molecule activity
Source: RefSeq, a predicted model, not a curated record